Messenger RNA from Nicrophorus vespilloides, 2160 nucleotides. RefSeq names its product division abnormally delayed protein (gene dally). The transcript has 7 exons. The record is from RefSeq and is a predicted model, not a curated record. NCBI's taxonomy places the organism in Eukaryota, Metazoa, Arthropoda, Insecta, Coleoptera, Silphidae. Gene Ontology annotation, biological process: positive regulation of canonical Wnt signaling pathway; cell migration; regulation of protein localization to membrane. Gene Ontology annotation, cellular component: cell surface; plasma membrane; extracellular region. Bases 264 to 2048 code for a protein of 594 amino acids.
ACAUUUAUUUCAGUCUGCUUCUAGCGAGUCGUUCCGACCAGUAAUUCUUUGUGCAGCGUAAUUCGCCAACAGUCCAGUGUGAACGAUGCACGCGGUAAUAUCGCAUUAGAUCUAAUUCUGUUUCUCACCUAUCUCAUAAAAUAGGUUACGAAGGACCUUCUUUUUAUUUUCAUUUUUAUUUCUACAUUGCAUAUUUUCUUUAAAAUUUCGUUUGGGACAAGUACUUCCAUUUUAUCGACACCGCAGCGAAAAGAAAGACAAGAAUGAAUUCUCCUUGGCGUAAAUUAUCUACACUCGCGUUCUUCCUCGCGUUAUGCUGUUACAUGAGUGAUCAUAAUUCAGUGUCUGCAAGAAAUGUCGAAAACUCUAGACAGAAAAGAGCUUUGGCAUCCACAAAUACUUGUGAUAGUGUGAAAACGUUUUUUCAAUCAAGGAAUAUACCUUUACGACCGUCGAAUAGCCCUAAAGGAAAUAUAUGUGGUGGACAAUGCUGCGGCAAAGAUUCUGAGGCAAAGCUGAGGCAACAUGGACAACAUGUCUUCUCGACGAUGCUCAGUCAUAAUUUUGUGUCUCUACAAGGACUUCUCAAUUCUGCAGCCACGACAUUACAAAGUCACGUGGCGGAGCUAACGCAACAGUCUAAAAUGUACACAUCAAAGCUGAUUUCUCAAGUGUAUAAAAAGAUGCCUUUGGAUGAUACGAUAAACGGAUUUUACUUGGAUAUCCAGAAUUACAUACAUAUUAAUACUAGUCAAGAGACGCCGAGUACUGAUAUUGAUAUAAACAACUCAGUAGAGAAUUUCUUCGUGGAGUUGUUUCCUUUAGCAUACCAAAAUGUUGUCGGUUUGCAAAACAAAGAAUUUUCUGCAGAAUACAAGAAGUGUAUGAAGGAAACUUUCAACGAUGUUCAACCCUUCGGAGAAAUUCCAAAGCAGUUAUCGCUGUCACUUAGCAAGAGUUUUGACGCAACCAGACUUCUUAUGCAAGCGUUAGGUAUCGGAGUGGAGGUAUUAAAUGUUACACAUACACUUAUCAUUGAGGAUAAUGGAAAAUCGAAUAUUGAAUGUCACGAUGCCAUUAUGAAAAUGACUUUCUGUCAUAAAUGCAUGGGACUUAAAGUUGACUCGAAACCAUGCUCCGGUUAUUGUUUGAAUGUUCUUCGAGGUUGUCUUACGAAAUAUGUUUCCGAGCUUGAUAUGCCUUGGACAGUUUAUAUAGAUUCUGUAGAGAAAUUAGUUACUGCUAUUAAACAGAAAAACAAUGAAGCUGGUGUUAGCAUAGAUACAGUUAUCCGAGGUUUAUAUACUAGGAUUUCAGAAUCUAUCAUGCAUAUUAUGGAAAUCGGAAAUGAUCUGCAGACUAAGGUGAAGAAAAUGUGUGGUUCUGUUACAUAUAAUAUUAAUACAACGGCGGUGGUAGAGACAACUGAAAAUAAUUUGUCUGUAAGACAAAGUAAUAUCCAAUAUGCUACUUUCCCAGAGUCGCAAAUGUCUCAUUUCUUGAAUACUAUUUCAAAGAAACGUAGCUUUUAUGCCCAGCUUGCAGAUAAUUUUUGCAGUGACGAAAGUUUUGCUGUUACGAAAGAUCAACAUUGUUGGAAUGGAGACAGAAUUGGAGAGUAUACAAAAACUGUGGCAGAUGCAACUCUUGACAUGCAGAAAUACAAUCCGGAAAUUAAAACAAAUAUUAAGAAUGUCGAUAGUCGAGUAGCAAGUCUAUCUGAUAAACUGAGACAUAUACAACAGAUGGUAAUGUCAUCACUUGGAACUGUGUCUUUUCCGGAAUCAGACUAUAUGCAAAGCGACCGUGCUGACGGUUCAGGUUCCGGUGGAGGUCCUGAUAUGUCCGAAGAUGACGAUGAUGACUUAGCACGUGGAUCUGGGUCUGGACAUGAAUCUUAUGAUCCGAAAGAACCAGGAAUUACGGAAAUAGGUAAAGAUGUCGAUAUAAAGUCCGAUAAGCCAGCAAGUGGAUCGAGUAUGCAAAAAUCUUCGUAUAUAUUACAAAUUAUGUUUGUACUUUUGUCAAUAGUUUUUCGACUUCUAUAAUUAUGCUUUAUUUCUGAUUUUGGUUGAUUGAUAUGGAAAGCAAUAAUUUAUAAAACAACAUUCAACACUUAUAUACUACAAUUUUUAUCAGCGUAAAUAUUGAAUUUACUUG